Messenger RNA from Cladocopium goreaui, 3137 nucleotides. Lineage: Eukaryota; Dinophyceae; Suessiales; Symbiodiniaceae. The record is from the annotation of a GenBank genome assembly.
GCUUCCGCCAAGUGUCAGCUCCAAGCAGCAGGUCGUUGAGGCGGUGCAGGACGACCUGAGCCACGGCUUUGUCCAUUUUUCCACCCGAAACGCGGCGGAAGCGGCGCUCCGAGCAGGCGGCGUGCAGAUCCUCCAGCAUCAUGUGGAAAUUCGGGAAGCGAAGCCGGAGGAUGGAGAGGAUGAUGCUUCAAAAACCGAGAGCGUCUUGCAGGAAGGUGAGGAGUGCUUCUACUGGCGCGGUCGCAUGGAGAAGUUCCGCCGUGGCCAUGGCUUUCUGCGGCCCCUGCCAGGCGGCGAACAGUUGCCCGGGAGCAGUGUGGAGUCGACGAUCCAGCGCGGUGUCUAUGUGUCACCAGCGCAGGUGGACCGUUUCGACCUGUCGGACGGCGACGUGGUGGGCGCCCACGUGCGGCCGCCGCGGAGCCAGGAGCAACGCUUCGGGGGCGACUUCCAGGGGGAGGCCGAUGAACAGUCCUGGGCUCUACUCCACGUCUGCGACGUGAAUGGAGAGGACAGCGCCCAACGGAAACGCCGCUGGAGUUGGGACGAGACCGAAACCUUCGAAUGGACCGGGAUGGUCGAAUGUUGGAGGAAAGACGCCCAUGGAUUCCUGAGACCGUUGGCCAAAGAAGACCGGCGGAGUGUGGAGAAUCCCGAAGUGCCAGAGGCUGAGAUGGGCGUUUUCCUUAGCCCCAGCUGUAUCAACAACCACAAGCUACGUGAUGGCGAUGUGGUGAAGGCAGUGAUUUGUAAAGAUGGUGGAAAAUCCAUGAUUGUGCGAAAGGUUCUGCACUUGGAACGACGUUCUCAGGAGCUGCACCUCAACGGCUGGUGCUUUGUGCUGGAAGGUGUCGUAGAGACCUUCAGCGAACGCGUGGGAGGCUACGGGUUCCUACGGCCUGCGGAAGAUAGCCGCGAACUUUUUGAAUCCAAGGGCUGUGCUGAAGGUGUUUUCAUCUAUCCCGCCCAGAUCCGAAGAUAUCGUCUCAGCGACGGUCAACGCGUGGUCGCUCGCAUCUAUCCCGCCGAGCCCCCCGAGCGUUCACCCAAGCUGGUGGACAUUCUGCCGGAUGAACAAGAAGAAGAUGAUAUUUGGCAGCUGUUGGAGAAGAAUGAGGAGGAUCCCAAUGCCGACGACGACGAUCUGCCGCCGGAACGGAUCCGCAAAUUGCUGGGCAUUCGCAUGCAUGGCCGCAUCAGUCGUGUGAACCUGGGGAGGACUGGUUACUACGGUUUUUUGAAGGCUGACCAUACAGACAUCCCGGAAGAGGUCUUCUUCCGGGUCCGGAAGGGUGUCGAAGCGCGCGAAGGGGAAGCGGUCUUUUUUCGUCUGGAGAUUCGCCGACGGGGGCAUGGGGAGUGGACCCCCUGUGCGGUGAACAUCCAUUAUCAUCAGCAGGGGAUGGAGAUACCGGAAGAAUCGGCUGAGCUACUGAAACCAGCUCAGCCACCGUCAGAGGCAACGAAGGAGCCAAAGACGUCGGAUGAACGAAAGGAUUCAGAUGAAGCAUCGAAAUCGGAGCCGCAGAAAGCUGAUGAAGCAUCGAAAUCGGAGUCUGAUGAAGCAAAGAAGCCAGACGAAGCAUCGAAAUUGGAGUCUGAUGAAGCAAAGAAGUCAGAUGAAGCAUCGAAAUCGGAGGUCAAGAAGUCAGAUGAGUCUUUGACCACAGAACCAAUGAAAGCUGAGCCAAAGGAAUCCGAUGAACCACCACAACCAGCUGCAGCUGAAGCAGCUGAAGCUGAAGGAAAACAAAGCAACGCGAGAGAGUCACUUCCGCCACCAGAACCAGCUGAACCACCCAAGGUGCAAAGGUCGGCACACGAUGGCAAGAAGUGGUGGGAAAUUGAUGACCCGCCAGUGAAGCCUUCGGUGCAACCCUCGGUGGCCCCUUCGGAACCGCCUUCGGAACAGCCCAAGGCACCAGCACGACGAUGGGAAGCCGCGCGGAAGACCUACGGCAAGGGCGACCCAGAUGUGGUGCUGUCGGUGGAGGGCAACAGGUUCGAUAGGCUCAAAGGGAAGUCCAAAGGUGACAAAGGUGACAGAGGUGGAAAGGGGAAGGCUGAACGGAAGGGCGACAAGGGUAAAGGCAAUAAAGGCGAAGCCCGUGGAAAAGGUAGAGAUGGACGUGGCAAGGGUCAAAGUUCCAAAAGUCAUCAACAAAGUCAUCAACAAAGUCAUCAACCUCCUCAACAUCAUCGCCCCAGUGGCUCAGCUCGCCCCAUUUUUGGUCAGCCAAGUGGCUCUCUUCAACCGGAAACGGCAGACUUUGGAUCCAAGGUGCACAUCCACGUGCACGUGAACGGUCAGGAGAUGCCUCGCUGUCCCACGCCCCGGGGAUCCAUUGCGCAACUGCUCCCGCAGGCGCCACCGGAGGCACCGGAGGCGCCGAGAGUGAGGAUUCGCCCCACGGUGGCGCCAAAGAAGCUCGAGAAGAAGAAGAAGAGGAAAAAUCGGAGAAACCAAAACAACUUUGAAUCAAAUUAUUCAAUGGAUCAGAUGGAUCAGAUGGAUCAGAUGGAUCAGAUGGAGAUGGAGAUGGAGAUGGAACCAGAAAUCGACGUGCGCAAAUCGAAACUGCCUGGAACAUCUGGCAGUGGGCCUUGGAAUCCGAAUGACACGCAUCCAUCCAGACCCAAGAUCAUCCCAUCCCAAGCUCCAGCUUCAGCAGCUUCAGCUUCAUCAGCUCCCGCUCCCGCGCGCAAAGUGACCAAAGUGUUACAGUCCCGUCCCAAGUGUAUGCCCCGAAAACGACCUGAUGAACGACCUGAUGUCACUGAUGUCAUUCCUCCAGAUUCCAAAUCCUCCAGAUUUUCAGCUCCGCUUCCGGUGAAAAAGGAGGACGACGACUUCAUCAUGGUCCGGGUGGACAGCACGCCGCCGCCGCCGUCAACGUCAACAGCGACGUCGUCGUCGGCGUCGGACUUCGUCCUGGUGCAGGUGGAGAUGGAUGAACCGAAACAACUGCCACGACCCAAGGUGGAAGUGAAAGAGGAAGACUGGGAUGAGGAUUGGUGAUGCCAGUGAUAUACGCCAGGAAGAUCGCCAGGAUGAGAUGAGUUUUGAAGCGACAUGCUGGGAAUACUUGGAUCGGGAUGAUGGAAUUGGUCUGAAACUUUUUGGAAUAUUUUUCUGA